ACCCUCUCUCUUCUCCAUCACUCACCCUUAUCAUCACUCCCCCCAAAAAAAGAUCAUUUGUUUUCUACGUACGACUCCAAAAGCUUAGCAUUCGAGGUUGAUACACCGCGAAUAUCAUGAUGAUGACAGCGAACGAGAACCGAAUGGCUGCCUCUCUCGAUCCAUUCUUCGACUUCGAGGACUACUUCCCCUCGAUGAUCGUCCGUCUAGGAGCCGAGGGCUUCAUCGGUGAGCUGUGCCACGGGUUCCAGCUUCUGAUGGAUGGGGAGAAGGGAGUGAUCACGUUCGAGAGCCUAAAGAGGAACAGCCUUGUGCUAGGGUUAGAGGACAUGCGGGACGACGAGAUUGUGUGCAUGCUGAGGGAGGGAGACUUGGAUGGGGAUGGGACGCUUAAUCAGAUGGAGUUUUGCAUCCUCAUGUUCAGACUCAGCCCAGGGCUAAUGGACGGGACCAAGCAGCUCGUCGACGGCUCAGGGAGAUCAUCAUGUGUAAACGUAAUUUAAUUAAUUAAUUGCCAUGUAGCCUAUUGCUACAUAUCUUUAUAUAUGCCUUUCUUAACUUCUACACCCUUGCUAUUGAACUAAUAAGUAGUUCCAAAAGUUCACUUCUGCCAACAUAAAUAAAUAAUUUGAAUUAUAUAUGCGAAGCUGGUUCAAUUUCUCUUAUAAUAAGAAGCAUAUAAAUUAAUUACAAAUUUGAAGUAGCCAUCUUGGCUCUUAAACUCUA
This is a messenger RNA of Punica granatum (pomegranate), 726 nucleotides long. The record is from RefSeq and is a predicted model, not a curated record. NCBI's taxonomy places the organism in Eukaryota, Viridiplantae, Streptophyta, Magnoliopsida, Myrtales, Lythraceae.